AUGAUAUUGGAAUCCAUUUUUUCGUGCACGAAUCUAACGCUAACAUGCGGUUCGUCAAUUUACAUCUUGAUAAGACACUCUUACGCUCAGUAUUCGAAAUUAUUAACACACGUUGCGUGUGCCUGUGCCAGUAUCGCUAUGAUUGGUUCUCGAUCAUUGAUCGUUCUUGUGUACAAACUUUUCUUUAAGGAUUAUACGUUUGAUCCGUUUAUGAUGCAGCUGGAGGAAGAAAGGAACAAAGAACGAUUCAAUAUUAUAGACGAGAUCUUUCGAACCUUGAGCAUGGCCGGCUUAAUUUAUUCUUUGUACUCCUGUCAUGGAUAUUACGCGCUCGGCGCCUGUGUUGUAACCAGCUUAUCAAUUUUAGACUUGUUCAAACUGUACAGAAUAAAGAAGAAACAGACAGAGGAAAUGGAAAUGUCGCGUUUCUACGAUAAUUCAAGUGAAACAAAAGCAACCUACGAAUCAAGGCUUAACAUAUUCAAUUGGGUAAUUCUUGGUGGGAGUUUCGCGUAUACGGUAGGUAAUAAUUACGCUGUAGUAGCAAAUUAUCCUCUGCUCCUGGCGAAUUGGGCGCUAUCUCCGGAAGGAUUUUAUCAAGGAUGGACCAUGCGACGUACCAUUAACGAUUACUUGAUGGCAACUUACGUCAUGUGCAUGACGGAAGCUUUACGACAAGCUGGCACGUCAUAAAAAUGUUUCUCUCUCUCUCCCUCUCUGUUCCUAUCUGCUUAAUUUACAUAUACAUUUAUUGCAACGUAUACAUUUCUUGUAAUUAUUUAAAAUGUUGCUACGUUGUAUAUGAAAUUAAUAAUUCCUCUCUCUUUCUGCUUAAUAAUUUUUUCAAAGUUAUGUAGAGACAAUACGAAGCUAACCCGCGAGAUUUAUCCGCGAGACUGCUGUCUUGCGUCAUGAAUAAAGUACGCUAGGCGAGCAAGCGAGGGGAAGUUUUCGACAAAGUUGUUCAGUAUGCGUCCAAACCAAGUGAGAUAGAAUCUGUGAGCAUCUUUAAUCUUGCCAAAAAAACCGACAAAUCGGGCUCGCCCCGAGGCGACACCAAACUCGUCCCAAAUUUGUCUCGUACUAUCCGUAUAUGCCUUUGAAAUUGCGUAUUUUUUUCUUUAAAACACACAAUAGUAUUUUUUCAAUGAAAUUCAAAAUAGACAAUUUUUAUUCAUAUUUUCAACAUAAUCGUUAAUCAUUGUAAAGUAUUCUCUACGAACUUUGUGUAUGUUUUAGAUUGUUAUCUGACUUGAAUACAAAAUUCUAACCGACUAAUCGUUUCUCAUGUUUUAUAAGAAAUCACUGUUAAACCGUUGGAGAAUAACUUUAGAAAUGUAUAAACGCUAACAAACUGUAUAAGGUAAAUCUAUUUUAUUAUAAGAAAUAAAAUUUGUCAUGUGAUCAAUAAUUUUGAAUACUUUUAUGAUUUCAUUUAUCCCAUAAUCCAUCUU
Molecule: messenger RNA, 1454 nt
Organism: Bombus huntii
Lineage: Eukaryota; Metazoa; Arthropoda; Insecta; Hymenoptera; Apidae
Exons: 4
Coding region: 1-693 (230 amino acids)
Source: RefSeq, a predicted model, not a curated record